Labrus mixtus (cuckoo wrasse) is the source of this 877-nucleotide messenger RNA. Its product is annotated as eukaryotic translation initiation factor 4E type 2-like. The transcript has 8 exons. The coding region runs from base 164 to 838 and encodes 224 amino acids. Gene Ontology annotation, molecular function: translation initiation factor activity; RNA 7-methylguanosine cap binding. NCBI's taxonomy places the organism in Eukaryota, Metazoa, Chordata, Actinopteri, Labriformes, Labridae. Gene Ontology annotation, biological process: translational initiation. The record is from RefSeq and is a predicted model, not a curated record. Gene Ontology annotation, cellular component: cytoplasm; eukaryotic translation initiation factor 4F complex.
CUUCCGCACAUGCGCACUGGCAGCCGAGAGCUGAUGAGAGACGCUGCGGAGCCGCAUGAGGAGGAAAGAGUCGAAGAUAAAGAAGUGAAUAAAUAAAGGAAUAAAGGAAUUAAUAAAGAAAUAAAGGAUUAGGAGCGAGGAGAGGGAGACAGACAGAGGAGGAAUGAAUCAGCUGGAGCGUCCCAAAGAUGAGGAGGAGGAGGAGUCAGACUGUCUCCAUGACGACAGUGAUGGGACCAACAACAACAACAACAACAACAGACGCAAGACGGUGAGUCCAGGUGCAGGUGAACAUCCUCUGCAGUAUAAUUACACGUUUUGGUACAGCAGAAGAACUCCGAGUCGACCUGCGAGCUCUACAAGCUACGAACAAAACAUCCGUCAGAUCGGCACUGUGGCAUCGGUGGAGCAGUUCUGGAGGUUUUACAGUCACCUGGUCCGUCCAGGUGAUCUGAGUGGUCACAGUGACUUUCAUUUAUUCAAGGAGGGAAUCAAACCCAUGUGGGAGGAUGAUUCUAACCGCAGCGGGGGGAAGUGGAUCAUUCGUCUACGUAAAGGUUUGGCGAGUCGUUUCUGGGAGAACAUCAUCCUGGCCAUGUUGGGCGAGCAGUUCAUGGUGGGCGAGGAGAUCUGUGGAGCCGUCGUGUCCAUACGCUUCCAGGAGGACAUCCUGUCGAUCUGGAACAGAACAUCUAACGAUCAGACGACCACGGCGAGAAUCAGAGACACGUUAAGACGAGUCCUGAACCUCCCGACCAACACCAUCAUGGAGUACAAGACGCACAACGACAGCCUCAGGGACAACUCGAGCUUCAGGAACACAAAGAUUUCCCUCUGAAGACGUGCGAGUCAGCUGACUGCCCUCCUGUCCAAUCAG